Cornus florida is the source of this 765-nucleotide messenger RNA. RefSeq lists its product as uncharacterized. The record is from RefSeq and is a predicted model, not a curated record. The coding region runs from base 121 to 495 and encodes 124 amino acids. Lineage: Eukaryota; Viridiplantae; Streptophyta; Magnoliopsida; Cornales; Cornaceae. The transcript has 2 exons.
UUUGUUUGGCUUGGAAGGCUGGAAAACUUGAGUUAUGAACACAGAGGGCGUCUAGGAUUCCCCCAGGGUUGAGGACAAGAGAGAGAGCAAAGGGGAGUGGGAGAGAGAAGAGGGUUGUGAAUGUCGGACCCAUAUGAGAGAGCGAAAGCAGGGAGGCUGGCCUUUAAAGGUGGCGUUCUCGCCACUCGCACCAAAUCCAUCAACAAGAAGAAGAAGAAGACCAAGAAGAAUGAAAACUUACCUGACGAAGCCGCUGAAUUUAUCUCCGACGAGGUCGUCGCCGCCGCCAGUGGGGGCGAGGAGGGUUCAGCCGCCGAUAAAGGAGAAGGAGGAGAGAUGGUUUACACAAUCGACGCCGCAAAGCGGAUGAAAUACGAACAGCUUUUCCCGGUCGAGGCCAAGAAAUUCCGUUACGAUCCCAAGUUUAGUUCCAAGACCGUCGAGGACGCUCUUGAUGAUCGUGUCAAGAAGAAAGCCGAUCGUUACUGUAAAUAGAAACAAUCCAUUCACUCAGGCAUACAGGAGGUUCGAUGGAAAGGUGAAGUUGCUGGGGUUUUCUGGUUCUGCCUUUGCUCUGUGUUCCUCCACCUUCUCUAGUUUAGGCUUUUGUCUAAAUCUACACAAUGCAAAGUAUGAUUACUCUUAUCCAAAAAUAUUUGAUACAGUAUUUGUACUUUGUUCGGCAAUAAUAGAUUUUGGUCAUCAAGUGUUGUUGUAUUGUGGAGAAUUCUCUGUUUUGUUAGUAUGAUUAUGUUUGCUUCAAAA